CACGUGUUUCCUGUUUUUUGGUGUUUUUGUUCAAAGUCGACGGAAUGGUUUCAUGCUUUCAGUUGUCAUCGAUGCAUGCAUUUUGCUCGAUUGAUGCAGUGUAAACAAAGAAAGACCGAAACCAGUGGACUUUCCGUGUCGUGCCCACCUGCACUCGCAGCUGCGCGAACGUCGCAAAAAUGACACCCAACGGUGCUCGGAUUCGCGCGCAGUCUAGGAAGGAAGUGUACGACAGGCUCCACAAGAUACGCCUGGAACUUGAGGACUUGAGGCGUCAUUGCGGUCGAAGUGACAAGGAUGCUGUCGAGGCCCUCAAGCGGACUUGUAGAGAGCAGGAGGAAGAAAUCGAGCGUUUGAAGAUGGCACACGAGGAAGCACAAGAACAAAUAAAGCACCUGAAGCUACUGCUGUCUGCAAAGGGAGAAGACGAAAUUGAAUUGGUUGAGGCUGAAACUUGCAUUGAUCACAAUGCUAAUUCACAGUUGCUUCAAGGUCAACUUCUGGACAGACUGUGGGCUGCUGAAAAACAUGCUUGGAGCAUGGAAGCUGAAAGAGACAACCUCAACAUCUUGCUUUCAAAAAAGGUGCUUGAACUGAACAGGCUGCAGCUCCUCUACUCUGAACAAUCGAAGAAACUGCUGGAGGCAACUCGAGCCCUUGCAACACCAAGCUCGUCAAGGAACACUUCAAGCUGUGACGUAUCCUGUGUGUGACGUCCGAUGUGUGCAUCUGCUAAUUGUUCAUUUAAAAAUGUGGUCCGUUUGUCCUAAUAGACGGCAGGGAUUAAGUCUCAUUCAUGCAUCUGUUUUCUGGAUUGCAGCAGCCGUGCCAAAUAAUAGUGUCUCAAGGAUUUUAGUGAACUCUACCUUGAUUUAUAUAUAUUUUAUUGGGGAUGGGGGUAAUGUUACUGUUUCGUGGAACAAAUAUUACGAUUGUUGACUGUGUGGGCGGUUUCUGUUGCCCAGCGCAGGACACUCCUCUAUUGUCACACGUAGCUGCACUCUGCCGUCUAUCUUUUGUGCCGCAAAAGUUCAGACCAGCAUAGCAGCAUAUUUUACUCCAACUUUCA
Messenger RNA from Rhipicephalus sanguineus (brown dog tick), 1069 nucleotides. RefSeq lists its product as uncharacterized. The transcript has 5 exons. NCBI's taxonomy places the organism in Eukaryota, Metazoa, Arthropoda, Arachnida, Ixodida, Ixodidae. The record is from RefSeq and is a predicted model, not a curated record. Bases 180 to 713 code for a protein of 177 amino acids.